This is a messenger RNA of Cucurbita moschata (crookneck pumpkin), 843 nucleotides long. RefSeq names its product ubiquitin-fold modifier-conjugating enzyme 1-like. Gene Ontology annotation, molecular function: UFM1 conjugating enzyme activity. The coding region runs from base 115 to 639 and encodes 174 amino acids. The record is from RefSeq and is a predicted model, not a curated record. Lineage: Eukaryota; Viridiplantae; Streptophyta; Magnoliopsida; Cucurbitales; Cucurbitaceae. The transcript has 3 exons. Gene Ontology annotation, cellular component: cytoplasm. Gene Ontology annotation, biological process: protein K69-linked ufmylation.
GGUACCAUUCCACUUUGGGAAUCAGAACAAUCAAUCGACGGCCACUAGCCAUAAAAGGGAGUUGCAGGAACCGACGCAAGUCGGAAUCUCGGUUAGCGUUAGCAGAGAAGAAGUAUGGAGGGUUGGGAUCCGAAUACCAAGUCGACGCUUACCCAAAUCCCUCUGCUAACGACGAAAGCCGGGCCCAGAGAUGGUGCGCCAUGGACGCAGAGGUUGAAGGAGGAGUACAAGGCAUUGAUCGCUUACACUCAGAUGAACAAGUCAAAUGACAACGACUGGUUCAGGAUAUCGGCUGCGAAUCCAGAGGGAACACGAUGGAUCGGAAAGUGCUGGUACAUCCACAACCUUCUCAAGUACGAAUUCGAUCUUCAAUUCGAUAUUCCUGUUACGUAUCCGUCCACCGCGCCAGAGCUCGAGCUGCCUGAGCUGGAUGGAAAAACACAGAAGAUGUAUAGAGGCGGAAAGAUCUGCUUAACCAUUCAUUUCAAGCCCCUCUGGGCGAAAAACUGUCCUAGGUUUGGAAUAGCUCACGCUCUUUGUUUGGGACUUGCACCAUGGCUUGCUGCUGAGGUUCCAGUUCUAGUCGAUUCUGGUAUGAUCAAGCACAAAGAUAACACAACAUCAACCAGUGAAUCUUAGCAGGUAUAUAAACUUGUCAUGGCCAUAAAACUGAAACUUUUGACCUCGUCAAUUUCUGGACAAUUGGAAAAUAAACAUUUCAGCUCCCCAAUGUUGUAAUUUAGAGGUUGUCUUUCGACUUCCCAGCCCACAAAGCAACUGCAUACACAUAGCUAUAUAUUUUACUGGGAUUCAGUUCAUAAAUGUUGCUACAUCAGCUAAUCA